Molecule: messenger RNA, 3796 nt
Organism: Onychostoma macrolepis
Lineage: Eukaryota; Metazoa; Chordata; Actinopteri; Cypriniformes; Cyprinidae
Product: probable G-protein coupled receptor 153
Exons: 6
Coding region: 555-2480 (641 amino acids)
Biological process (GO): G protein-coupled receptor signaling pathway
Cellular component (GO): membrane
Molecular function (GO): G protein-coupled receptor activity
Source: RefSeq, a predicted model, not a curated record
GAGAACUGAUCCCAGCCUCCCAUCAUCUGAUGCUCAUUCAUCCUCCUCCUCCAGCAAGACCUCAAUGAGACGCGGCGAUAACGGACAACCAUUGUUGUUUCAUCGCUCUCCUCCAUGAAUUCAUCUUCUGUUCACCUCUGGAUGCGUAAAUGGUGGUCUUUCUUCCACGGUUACUGCUACAUUUAGCCAUAUUGUUUCCGUUUCUGGAGCGCUGUUCUCGUGUUUGGAAUAAAAUAGCGCACAAACCGAAACUGAGGAAAUAAAGGUUGACAAUGAAGCAGCGUUACAUUUGAAUCUGAAGAUAUCGACGGAUAUCUACAAAAAGGAUUAUUACGGCAAUGGACUGGCUCUCAGUGCAUGUGCUUCUCUUCUGCCCGAGUCCACUGCCCCCUCACGCUGCUGUGCACCUCGCCCUGUCCUCUCAGCACAUCCGGAGGAAGGACUGCCCGUCCCUGUAGGAAUGCCGGUUCGGGCCUGGCACCUGCCUUUGCCCGCGGCUAAUCCCACACCUUUUGCCAUUACACCCCCCUCCAGCUCUCGCAGGCUGCUCCAUCAUGAACGAUGAGGUCAUCAGCACUAACGCACUGGCCUGGCUGGUCUGCUCGGGAGUGUCCAUCCUGGCCAACGCCUGGGGAAUCCUGAGCGUGAGCGCCAAGCAGAAGAAGUGGAAGCCUCUGGAAUUCCUCAUCUGCACCCUGGCUGGCACGCACAUCCUCAACAUGGGUAUCCCUAUCACCAUGUAUUGCGUCAUUCAGCUGCGACGACAGCACUCCAACUAUGAGUGGAACGAAGGACUCUGCAAGGUGUUUGUCUCCACCUUCUACACCCUUACCCUGGUCACCUGCUUCUCUGUCACCUCCCUGUCCUACCAUCGCAUGUGGAUGGUCCGCUGGCCUGUCAACUAUAGGUUAAGUAAUACCAAAAAGCAGGCUGUCCAUACAGUCAUGGGCAUCUGGAUGGUGUCGUUCAUUCUGUCCACCUUGCCCGCUGUGGGCUGGCAUGAUACCACAGAGCGCUUUUACACCCACGACAACUGUCGCUUCAUUGUGACCGAGAUCGGCUUGGGCUUCGGUGUCUGCUUCCUGCUGCUGAUCAGCGGGAGUGUGGUGAUGGGCGUCAUCUGUAUUGGAAUUGCCCUGUUCCAGACCUUUUCCAUCCAGAUGGGUCAAAACGUGGACAAGAACAAAUUUAACGUGCCCACCAUUGUAGUGGAGGAUGCCCAGGGCAAGCGGCGUUCAUCCAUCGACGGCUCUGAGCCCAUUAAGACAUCGCUGCAGAUCACCUAUCUGAUCAGUGGGAUAGUCUUCAUAUACGACUUUCUAACUGGAUUCCCCAUAUUGGUGGUGAGCUUUGCCAGCCUGAAAUUUGACCGCUCCUACAGCUGGAUGGUCCUGUGUGUCCUCUGGUGCUCCAUAGCACAAUCAAUACUGCUCCCCAUGUUCCUGUGGGCUUGUGACCGCUACAGAGCAGACGUCAAGAUGGUCUGGGAGAAAUGUGUGGCCAUCAUGUCCAAUGAUGAAGUGGACGAAGAAAACAGCCAGGAUGGAGGCAUUCAUCCGGACUUAAUAUUUGACAGACCGUUUGACUAUAGCUCUGCUGGUGAUAUCAUGACGGUAGACCGUAUUGCCAAGUACGAAUUCUCAACCUUAGAAAGGGGGGGCCCCCAGGGUUAUCCAUUGAGGGAGCUUCAGGAAGAUAAAAUGCACUAUUUGCAGGUGCCCCCUACAAGAAGAUACUCCCACGACGAAACCGACAUGUGGACCACCGGUCAGAUCCCGUCUUACCUGCAUCGCUGGGGCUCCACAGAGGACAUCAUUGGCAUCCCGCAAUACAGCUCGCCGCGCCACGAGAGACGUCGGAGCAGUCCGGGGUCCUACCACGAUGAGAGCCACCCACACCGCAAAAGGAGGCGAUCCGAGGACAUGCAUUCGCUCAAGCAGAUUCCACGAGUCGAGCGUUAUGAGGACGAUUUCAAGUGCUUUAGCCGCGAUGAAGUGAUUAACUUCAUUGACGAGACGCCACUGGCUAGUCCAAUGAGAAGCCCCCGGCGAGCCUCCGCGAUCUCUCUGGUUCCAGAGACCUUCGAGCAGCACGUUGUUUUGUUGCCGCAUUUCCCGCUCACGCACUUUGAGCGUGAGCCUCAAGCGUUGAGACGCUGCUCUGAGCACGGCAAAGGAGCCACACCAGGCGAGAUCCCUCAGGAUCUGCAGAGAAAGGUGAGGGAUGGUAGCGUUGGCGAAGGCUCGGGCAUCAAGGUAUGCCCUGAGCACAAGCAUGCAUCAGAGCUUGUUCCGUUGGGACCGGGUUCACGGACAGGGGAGCAGUCUUCUUCAAGUAUUAGGACAGGACAGGUAGAUACAUCUGCUUGGGUGGACCAGAAGCACCUGCCUAAAGGGGAAAGCAAAGGAAGCACAAAUAGUUUUAUAAGCUCACAAUCUGCAUCGUCAGGCUAUAUGACAUCCGUAGGAUCCACGAACUAAGCAACCGUUUUAUGAGUAUUUUCAGGUAGUCCCUGAUAUGCUUAUUAGUGUUAAAGCUUUGACUAAGUGGAAUGUUUUUGUUAACUAGGAACUGGGAUUUUUGAAGUGUGAUGGAUUCGAAAUGGCAUAAGGACAUAAUCGUUGCUUUUUUAUGUGUUGCUGAUACCAGGCUGGAUUUAUGGGGUCAGUGGGCCUCCAAGGCGAGGGAAGCUGAGCAGGAAAUAAGUGUCCUGAGCUCAACACUUAUGGUUCGAAAUGAGCAUUAGGCCUUCAGUUUCAGUGAGAAUUUAGUAUUCUGGUCAAAAUACUGCCUUUCUUGACUAAGGAAUUAGGGGCCGUUCCAUUACUUUGUGUAGAUCUACAGUACAUAUAAUAUAUAUAUAAUUAUUUUUAUUCUCCCCUAAAGUAGGGCUGGGAGUUCAAAAAUACUUUUAAAAUUUCCAACAUACUUUUAUGUUUAAAUAUGUCUUUGAUGCUUAAUAUUAGCCAAACAAAUUAUAUUUUUCCAUAUUUUUUGGCCAAAUUGCCCUUGUCUCAUAGCAUAGAGGAAGAGGUAGCAAUAUAGGGGGAUGGAGGGGAUUGAAAUUUGACAAAACAGCUUGUUUUGCAGAUUUAUCGGUUAUUUUAUUCCCUUCAUUUAAUAAAACCGCAAAGGUAAACUUGGUUGUGGAAAAGGUUAGCAGUAAGAUAGGAGUAAGUUAUAUAGCAUUUCUUUAUAACAUUUUAGCUCACAGAGCUUUAAACUCUUUAAAUGUGUUUUUGUUGUUUCUGGUGGUGUGGCAUGUUUUUAAUAUUUUUUUUAAGUAAACCGAAAAGAUAUUUUGUUAUAUCAUUUGAAUUCAUAUUUUUGAAGCACAAAGUUCUCUUUGUAGAUCCAGACAUGUUUGCCAAUAGGCUAAAAUGUUUCUUUUCACAGAUAUGUUUUAAAUGAGUUUGUGUUAAGUGCUUUGUGAUGAUUGAAAAUGUAUAUCUGAUGCAUUGUUAUUCUCAUGAUUACAGUCUUAUUUGUCUGGUAGCCCGUAACAAAGUAUAAUAUGAAAAGUGACACUAUUUAAAAACACCCAUAGCCUGCAGUUGACAUGCACUUUUUACAAAAUAAGUGACAUAAUCUUUUGUCAUGUGGAGAUUAGGACCUUUUGAAAGCUGGUGCAAUUUGAUUUGUUACAGUAGACAUAAACACUGAAUGGGAAUUGGAUAUUUGCUGUAUUAUUUUAUGUUGUAUGUGACCAGAUUUUCUACACGUUUCCCAAGACAUCAGCUUUUUAAAUGAUUUGUUCUUGUUCAUUUAUACAUGUAUAAAAAAAAAAAAAAAAAUA